This is a messenger RNA of Gigantopelta aegis, 2366 nucleotides long. RefSeq lists its product as uncharacterized. The transcript has 6 exons. The record is from RefSeq and is a predicted model, not a curated record. The coding region runs from base 58 to 2055 and encodes 665 amino acids. NCBI's taxonomy places the organism in Eukaryota, Metazoa, Mollusca, Gastropoda, Neomphalida, Peltospiridae.
CCUGAUGAUCGUCUGGAAAUAGUAGUAACAUUUGUUUACAUUUUACAAAACCAGUUCAUGACUCAGUCCAGCUUUUCCCCAAAUGAUCACACUUAUAGUGUGCUUUCAAAUGAUAUUUGUGCUAACGAGACAAUACCUGAACAUUUGAUCAAUUUCAAUACAAUUCUGACAGAUUUUCUGAAGGAGCAAGGCAUUCCAGGGGCUUCCCUGGCUCUUUGUCAGAAUGGACAUCUUGUUUACAGCCAAGGCUAUGGCAUGGCUGGAUGCAGCAGACGGGUGCAUUCUGCAUCUCAGUUCCGUGUCGCUAGCAUCAGCAAAACACUCACAGCUGCAUGUGUGCUUCAUUUGGUGGAACAAGGAAAGAUAACUCUUGAAGACAUUAUAUUUGGACCAAAGGGUAUCUUAAAACAAUUUAGACCCACCUCAAGGGGAGAUAAGCGCAUGUUGAAGAUCACUGUGCGUCAUCUACUUCAGCACUCCGCUGGUUGGGACCGCGACAAAGUCGGGGAUGCAGUCUUUUGGAAUCUCGAUAAAGUUAGCCCAUGGGUUGAUGCUACAAGUGAUGCAGCAAAUGAAAGGCUGGUCAAGUUCAUUAUGACCAAGAAACUGCAGUUUUCACCAGGAAAAAGGCAUUCAUAUUCUAACCUGGGAUACCUGAUCCUGGGUCUGGUUGUGACCGAAGUCACCGGGGUCACAUAUAACAGUUAUGUCACAUCACUGAUGGAACAAAUUGGGAUUACCACACUAAAAGUCGGAAAUACCAAAAAGGUGCUCAUUUCUCCAGAUGAGGUUGAAUAUUUUAAUAACCGAGAACCACAUGUUCAAAAGUCAAUUUUCCAAGGGGAGGGAACUGUGCUGCCACAGUAUGGAUCUUUCAGUAUGGAGAACACUUCAGCUUAUGGUGGAUGGGUCGCGUCUGCUUUGGACAUCAUCAAAAUGCUACACGCUCUGGACAGUUCUGACGGAUCUUCUUUGCUGACUCUGUCAUCAUUUGCUGAGAUGACCAAGGCUCCCAAAUACUCUGAUGGAACUGACUGGUAUGGACUGGGUAUUGAUGUGCAGGAUGGUGGCAAGUCUUGGGGUCAUACCGGGGCCAUGGAGGGAACGUCCUGCACCAUGAUGAGACACAAGAGUGGCAUCUCGUGGGUGUUCCUCAUGAAUGCCUGGUCGCGAGAUUCAGAUCUUGAUGGGUUAAUCAAGUUUGCUUUGAGCACAGUGGAGUGCUGGCCACUCUGGUAUCGUCUGCCAUCAUCUUCAUCUGAUAUGUUUGAAGUUCUGUCUGAAGACGGUCAACAGUUGGUGCAGUUACGACUUCCACACACAAAGCUGGAGGAAUACCUCAUCAUAAAAUCUUCUCGUGGCUUUGUUAUCAGGUGGAUUAACGCAUGCACAGACUGUGAUGAAGUGUAUUUUAAUAUAGUCAUGGAGAAAGACACCACAAUAUCCUACUUUAAGACUGAUGUGAGAAAUGAUGACCUUCAGAUGUAUAUAGAUGAAGCAUGGGAAAAAGCCUUUGUUCUUGGCUUUGCAGAAAUUUACCAAGUUCAUGACAAAUUACUACAUGUUUUAGUAUUCUAUCCUGGUUCAGUAAACAAAAAUAUAUUUUAUUCAUUAGUUGAAGCUAAAAGGUAUCUAGAAUUAAUUAAAACACAAAAGGAAUAUGGUUAUUAUGUUACUUUGCAGUCUGUAAUUUGUGUAUCAGGCAAAAUUUUAGUUUCUGCUAUAUUUAAAAAGAAUGAUGCUUUCUUUAGUAUUUCAUGGUUACAAAUAUUUCCAGAGGAUUUUGUUUUUGAAUUAAAGAAACAAAUAAAGGCCAAAAACAGAUUGUUGUAUGUAAAAUUCUUUUCUGUAAAUAGCGAGCCAUAUGUUAGUGGUGUCUGGUUGUCUGAUUUCCAUGGCAACUGUUACCAAAGAAACGGUUCCUCGGUGUAUGGGUUUUUGUAUGAACUGCGUAAUUCUGCUCUGCUGAACACCAGAGUUCAGUGUUUGUCAGCUUAUCAUGAUGAUGGGAUUACUAACUAUGCUGCAGUUUGGUCUGAAAACACUGCACUGUAACUUACAAUCCACCGUUAUAUGUUUAAAAUGAGUUUGGUUGUUGGUACAUCUCUUAAUUGUGUGUAAUCUAGGACAUUCUAAAUAUGGCUUGUAGUUAGUGAUUAUCUUACAUGUUUUUUGUGAUUUGUUAACUUUCGACUUUAAUGCCUUGUAGGGCAUUAGAUUAUUACUGUCAUUGUUGUUUUUAAUCUAUGGAUAAUGUAAUCAGUGAGGGUUUCUUUUUGUUGUUGUUGUUUUGGAACAAUACACAAUUUUGUGAAUUCUAAGUAUAUGUAUUAUGUUAAUUUGAGAGUUAAUAAAUCAGCACUUCC